CAAACUUCCCACCUCCAAAAUGGCCACAACAAAACAAAUCCAAAGGAGCAAAUAGUAGAAGAAGAAACACCAAAAGAACAGAGGAAUAUUGUUAAGAGUCCUCAAAAAUGGAGGUGGGUAUGUCUUUAAACUCUCUAAUUAGACUUCCCAUGAAGUCAAAUUCAAGAACAAUUGAUGAAACAACCUCCAUUGUCAGACAUUCUUUUCAUUCUUCAAAAACAAAAUCCCCAAAAAACAUUGGAAAACAGCUGCAAUUUGUGGUUGAAGCAAAGGGUAAAAAAGGAAUGAUGGCUCGUCAAUUUCAACGUCCUCCUCCUCCUCCUUUGCCUAAGAUCGAAGAUGAUGGCAAUCCUCGUUUUGUUAUCUUCAUUCGUAUGGCCAAUGUUUACCUAUGGUAUCCAAUUAAUCUUGUUUCUGGUGGCACAACCGCAAAGAUCAUGGUUGCUGCAAAAGACAACUUUCUAGGCAAGUACAUUUACAAGGAUACACUUGCCCGAAAUCUUGCAGCAGUAAUUUAUCGAGACGAGAAGGAACUGAUAAAGAUUGCACAGAAGCAAUUUCGUGUUUUGAGGACAGCAACUGAAUUUAGAUAUGGAUACAAGCUUGUUGAAAAUAGUGAUAUAAAAACUGCUCUUAUGCCUAAAAAUGUUGUCGAGCUACCAACUCCAGAUCAGCUCAAGACAGUGGUCGAUAAGGUCAAGGACUUCUUUGGAGAUGCGAAGGAAUCUUUUGGUAAGCUGACGUCUUUAGACACAGCUUCAAUCGAGCAAGUAGAAGGAAAUUCUACAGAAAAAUCGAAGUAAGUGCGUUUAGUUUUGGACAUCGAGGGACAUAGUAACGUCUUCAUGUGCACUAGUUUCCGUACAUAUGGGUAUAAAGUCUAAAUGCAACGUUACGAAUUCCUCGUAAAGGUGCAUGAAGUCAGGAAGCUCAGAAGCAACAUUAUACAGUUUUUGUUCUUUGGGUUUUAUCCUGUUUUCGUUUACGGUUUAAUGAUCCACCUUGUACUUUUAUUGUAGAAACGUGUUGCAAUGCUGUUACUACAAAUUUUCCCUUCAUGUAUGUACAUUCAGAGCUGGUUAAUAUUUGUUUUUGAUGAA
This is a messenger RNA of Amaranthus tricolor (Joseph's coat), 1100 nucleotides long. Its product is annotated as protein HHL1, chloroplastic-like. The record is from RefSeq and is a predicted model, not a curated record. The coding region runs from base 108 to 803 and encodes 231 amino acids. The transcript is spliced from 5 exons. Lineage: Eukaryota; Viridiplantae; Streptophyta; Magnoliopsida; Caryophyllales; Amaranthaceae.